This is a messenger RNA of Mesorhabditis spiculigera, 351 nucleotides long. The record is from the annotation of a GenBank genome assembly. Lineage: Eukaryota; Metazoa; Nematoda; Chromadorea; Rhabditida; Rhabditidae.
AUGGGCUGCGUUGGUUAUAUUCUGUUCCUCACCAUCGCCAUCGUAGCCGUUACGGUAGAGGCGUUUUGCCUGGCGAAUGGAGAGUGCCCGCCGGGGCAUGACUGCGUUGAUUUGCAUUGUGUGAAACAGGAACCGUGCCACGAUCGACACGAUUGUCCUGACUUCCAUGUGUCUGUUCAACCGCUGUGUGCUGCCGCGCCCUCGUUGCGGUGUGGUGCGGUGCAGCCAGGGAGAGCACUGCUGCCAUCACCCGCAACACCCAGAAAUCACGUAUUGCGCGCCGAAUGCAACACAAAGAUUGCGGCGAUUGGCACUUCUGCAACGUGGCCAACCGUUGUGAGCCCAAGCAGA